Molecule: messenger RNA, 1131 nt
Organism: Paramecium primaurelia
Lineage: Eukaryota; Ciliophora; Oligohymenophorea; Peniculida; Parameciidae
Source: the annotation of a GenBank genome assembly
AUGAAUUAAAAUGAAUAAAUUCCUUUCAAAACAUUUUAAUUGCUUCAACUUCAAUGUUAAAUAAGUAAAAAAUAUUUGAGUGGAAACAUUCAUUUACAAUAAAAAGUAAUUGGUAAGAAUAAGGAAAUAAAUUCAUUAACCUUAGAAAUAAAUGUAAAUGAGGAUAGCACUAAUUUUAUUGUUGAACUUUAAGAUGAUACAGAAAAUUAAUUCCUUUAUUAUGGAGAUUUAAUAGCAAUUAAACACUUUAAGAGCCAAUUAUAUGUUAAUAUAUCACGCGAUUAAAAACAUGAGGAAUAAAAGGAAGUUUUUUUAAAUGAUGAACCUGAGUACUUUGUGAUAUAACCUCCAGAAAAGGAGAAUUCCUCAUUAUUAAAGUAUAUAAAUCAAUAAAUCACAUAUCCUUUUCGAUUACAAUCUUCUGAUAAUAGAAAUUAUUUACUCACUCAUUAAAAAAAUGAUAAUAAUUUUUAGUUGAAAGGUAGAUAAAAGUUAGAAUGUAAAAAUCAACUAGAAGGAGUUUGGAAUUUUGUUAAUAGCUUAUCUAAAAACAAUAAUAUAUAAAUUUUUGAUAGAGUAAUUAGUGCACCAAUCUUUAUUGAGAGUGGAAGGAAAGUAAUUAUACGAAAUUGGUGGACAGGGUUUACUCUACAUUCGCACAAUUCUUAAUCAUAAUAGGGAAGAACUCAAGAAGUCACCUGCUAUAGUCAUCCUAGAGAUGGUAAAUAAUUUUUUGUAUAUAAUAGAAAAUGAUUAUUGGUCUAUUGUUAAAUAACAUUCAAAGAAUACUUCUAAAUUCAUUAAUUAUGAUGAUCAAAUUUUUCUAUAGCAUUUAACAACUGGCAAAUAUUUAAAUGGUUCAGAAUAAGAUUCCUAUUCUAAAUUAGGUAAGCUUGUGUUUUGCUCUGAUAAUUUUCUAUUAUUAAAUACUUAACGUAAAUUUAGAGUUUUAUAUUAGCAUUUGAUGAUUUUAUUUUAGAAAUGAACAAACCAUUUACUAUAAAAUUUAAUAAUUAUUUCUUGGCUUAAAGUUCAUCAAAAGCAGAGAGCAAAAUUGGAAUACAGAGAGAAUGUAUCUAUGUUAAGAACCAAACUUAAGCAUGUUUAUGGAUCAUAGAAAAAAUGAUUUGA